AUGUCUUCAGGCCUCAACAUUGAAAACACAAACAUCAAGACUGCUCCUGGAGUUACUCUGGAAGAGCAGCAAAAGACAUUGGUGGGAAGCGUGCUUGAUCUCUUUGCCGGUCGCCCCAGUCUGGAGAAGCUGCAGCUUUGGAAGGAUGAAGGUGUNUUUGAGGAUCCUAUCACUAUUGCUGAGGGCAGAAAGCAGUAUGAGGCACAGUGGUCGGCGUUCAGCGAAAUCGAGAGACUGGACCAUGAGGUCACUUCCAGCGGCAACCCCAUCAGCAUGAACAUGAAGACUCGCUACAAGGUCAAGGGCAUUGGCAUGGAGCAGACCAUCUCGUCGGUAGUCAACAUUUUCCACGAGGGCGGCAAGAUUACCAAGGUGCAGGACAAGUGGAAUGGCAAUCUUCCCGAGGGCGCCAUUGCAAAUGCUUUCCGCAACCUCAACUCGGUCACAGUACCCAAGAUCAUCUCAGUCCCUAAGAACAAGGAAGAGGAUGCUGCAAGAGGCAACUAG
This is a messenger RNA of Aureobasidium vineae, 507 nucleotides long. The record is from the annotation of a GenBank genome assembly. NCBI's taxonomy places the organism in Eukaryota, Fungi, Ascomycota, Dothideomycetes, Dothideales, Saccotheciaceae.